Molecule: messenger RNA, 2457 nt
Organism: Wickerhamiella sorbophila
Lineage: Eukaryota; Fungi; Ascomycota; Dipodascomycetes; Dipodascales; Trichomonascaceae
Product: Styryl dye vacuolar localization protein 3
Exons: 1
Coding region: 1-2457 (818 amino acids)
Cellular component (GO): cytoplasm
Source: RefSeq, a predicted model, not a curated record
AUGCCCGCGACUUUCAUGACAGUGGGCUUCAAUGCCACUUCAGCAUUACUGACUUGGAGGCUGUCUCAGUCAAAUCUGUACAACGUGUACACAUAUUGGCCUACCAAUGAAGUGACAUUCACUACCGAUAUAUUUGGCAAGGGCCCCUCGACCUUUGUGCCUAAUCAGCUGGACAUUCAAAACCUCCCUCCAGGAACACCUCGUAUGAACAUUGUAUUGCUGGUCAUCAAUUCGAUCAAGGACGUGUCUAGAAUGUGCAAAAAGAUUCAACCCGUCAUCGACAAACGCACUUUAAUUCUCGUCGAUGUCUCGGGUGGAACUGGUCCGUUGCAGCAAAGACUUGUCCGACCCCAGCUAAGCAAAAACCAAGUGGUUGGUAUUAUUUGCGAUUUCAAAGCAGUAAUUGUUUGCCAACAACAGCCGAAAUUCGAGGUCCACCAAUAUGGCGACUCCUCCUCCACUGGCCCCAAACCGGGCUGUUAUAUCGAACCCGUGGCGCCCAAGAUCACUGCCACAUUGGCAACCGCACUGCAGUCGUGUGGUAUCCCUGUUCAACAUCCUAAAAACGUUGCUUCAUUUGGUGCUCUGCAGUGGGAGAGAUGUAUCACGGUUGUCGUGUUUGAGCUCUUGGGAGUUGCCCUGGGAAAACCCACAGUCGAAGACCUUGUUGGUGAUGUCGUUGCAAAGCCAAUUAUCGAUGGUCUGAUUGGUGAAUUGACAUCAAUUGCCCAAGCUGCUGGCGUCAAGGGCCUGCCCUCAAAGUCUCAGUUUGUGAAAUCAAGCUCGACUCUCGUCCGCAGGGCUCCGGCAAAUUUCCGCAUCAAGAACGCAACAUGGCUUUUCUCAGAGUACUACAAUAAACACCCACUCCCCCUCGACUUUUUGUUGCUGCUUCCUAUCGUGCUAACUGACGAGCUGUCCAAGAGCGGACCAACUCCAUACCUUGAGUCGCUGUAUGCUUUCACCAGCCAUUUGGUGUCUGUGAACGACCAGCCAUCAAUAUUGCUUACUCGGAAUCUUGGCCAAGCGCAAACCUCGGGCGUUUCAGAAGAAACCACUAAACGUGCCAAGGAUCUAGAAGCUGCAGAAGCUACGCUAGCUCGUUUGCGAAGAGAAGUCAAAGACCAAGAGCUAAGCAUUUUACAACGCGAGAAGGAGUCUGAGCUGCGUGAAGAAAGCAUGAACGCGCGUUUGGCAAAGCUCGAGGAGCAAGAAGCCAGUAUUCAGCAGCACGAAGCCAAUAUUCAGCAGCAUAUACAAACCCAAGUCAACGCCGAGGUUGCCAAAGUAAAGCAAGAAAUGGAACAAACCAUCCAGCAGCAGGUUCAAUUGCGAUCGAGUGCUGCCAUUGCCAAAGCCAAGGAAGAAAUGACUGUCGAAAGUCGAGCCAGUAGUAGAACUAGCUCGUCGGGCAGUGGCCCAGACUCCGAUCGGGAGCAGCUCCUCGAACAACGCGAGCGUAUGCUCGAGCGCAGAGAGCGAGCGAUCAUUCAGCGGGAACGCCAACAGCAGGCGUCUCGCCCUUCUCCAAACGGCAUGCCAUCGCCGAAUCCCAACGCAAUGGCUCCCAAUAACGGACGCCGUCUCACCGGCCCUGUGCCUAACGGUAAUAUGCCUAAUGGCGGUAUGCCCAAUAGUGUGCCGCCGCCUAUGCCUAUGUCAACACCAAGAAGUAAUUCUCAACCUUGGAUUGGGCCCAACGGUAUGACCUCUCCUCCCAAUGGGGUACCUCGAGGAAGACACCACAGCAUAGACCAGCAAGCGCCCCGAGCACCCAUGUCGCCGCCUCUACCCCGAAGCUCCACCAAUCUCGCUGGCAUGCUCAAUGACUUUAGCUUUGACGGUGCGAAUCGCAGCAGCAGACGUUCUAUGUCAAGGGCCCAAUCUGUCUCUUCUGUUAAUAUUUAUGAACCUCCUUCUCAGGGCUCCGGGUCGCGCUCUAGACCGUCUCUCCCGAACAGUGCACUAUUCUCUCAGCAGCUCCAACUAGAUGGUAUCAUGUCUCUCGCAAACGACCGAUAUGGUAUGGUUAGUCGAAGCACGCGAGGAAACAAUGCUGCACUAAGCGCAGACCACCAACCGCCGCGUCCAUUCUCUCACGGCGGCCAUCAGCCUGUAAAAUCGAGAUCGAAUUACUCGCCCAACGGGAACGAUGGCUACAACGAUUCUGGCAGCGGAAGCGGGAGCGGUGGUUCGAGCGGAAGCGUCAAUAGUGUGAAACCGCGGCGGUCGCCAGGCCAGUCCCCGCCCCGGGACCCUUCCUACGAUGCAUAUAGAGUCUACCACUCUGCCGAGCAGCAGUGGAAUGCGGGCUCGGGUAACUCACAGUCUACCCUACCCAGAUCGCGAACGGGGACUCCGCCGACACCGCAGAUGGGCGACGGACCUCAGCCUCCGGCUGGGGGGAUCCCAAAAUUAGCUCCCAUUGAGAGCUAUCCACUGGAAUUCGCACUAUAG